GAGAGAGGCAAGCGCAUGUUACUCCAGCGCGCUCAAGAGUUGCCGGGGUUGGCGGCUGAGGAGGCGAGAAAGGAAACCACCCCUACUCCUAAUCCCCCGCCUUCAGAAGAAGAGAAAACAGAAUCUAAUCAGGAGGUUGCUAACCCAGAACACUAUAUUAAACAUCCUUUACAGAACAGAUGGGCACUCUGGUUUUUUAAAAAUGAUAAAAGCAAAACUUGGCAAGCAAACCUUCGGCUGAUCUCUAAGUUUGAUACUGUUGAAGACUUUUGGGCUCUGUACAACCACAUCCAGUUGUCUAGUAAUUUAAUGCCUGGCUGUGACUACUCACUUUUUAAGGAUGGUAUUGAGCCUAUGUGGGAAGAUGAGAAAAACAAACGAGGAGGACGAUGGUUAAUUACAUUGAACAAACAGCAGAGACGAAGUGAUCUGGAUCGCUUUUGGCUAGAGACACUGCUGUGCCUUAUUGGAGAAUCUUUUGAUGACUACAGUGAUGAUGUAUGUGGAGCUGUUGUUAAUGUUAGAGCUAAAGGUGAUAAGAUAGCAAUAUGGACUACUGAAUGUGAAAACAGAGAGGCUGUUACACAUAUAGGGAGGGUAUACAAAGAAAGGUUAGGACUUCCUCCAAAGAUAGUGAUUGGUUAUCAGUCCCAUGCAGACACAGCUACUAAGAGCGGCUCCACCACUAAAAAUAGGUUUGUUGUUUAAGAAGACACCUUCUGAGUAUUCUCAUAGGAGACUGCGUCAAGCAAUCGAGAUUUGGGAGCUGAACCAAAGCCUCUUCCAAAGCAGAGUGGACUGCAUUUAAAUUUGAUUUCCAUCUAAAUGUUACUAAGAUAUAAGAGAAGUCUCAUUCGCCUUUGUCUUGUACUUCUGUGUUCACUUUUUUUUUUUUUUUUUGGCUAGAGUGUCCAUUAUCCCAAUCAAAGAAUUACAGUACACAUCAUCCCCAGAAUCCAUGAAUGUGUUCCUGGCCCACUCUGUAAUAGCUUAGUAGAAUUACCAUUAUAAACACAUUUUACCCAUCCACAAUAUUCAAAAAAGAACUUGCAUUUCUAUACCUUAAAGGAAAAAAUUCUGUUUAUGUUCCAUUGUAUGCAGGAGCAUAUUUUGCUGGUUUGAAAGAGUAUGAUGCAUACAGUUUUCUAGCAAUUUUCUUUGUUUCUUUUUACAGCAUUGUCUUUGCUGUACUCUUGCUGAUGGCUGCUAGAUUUUAAUUUAUUUGUUUCCCUACUUGAUAACAUUAGUGAUUCUGAUUUCAGUUUUUCAUUUGUUUUGCUUUUGUUUUUUUCCUCAUGUAACAUUGGUGAAGGAUCCAGGAAUAUGACACAAAGGUGGAAUAAACAUUAAUUUUGUGCAUUCUUUGGUAAUUUUUUUGUUUUUUUGUAACUACAAAGCUUUGCUACAAAUUUAUGCAUUUCAUUCAAAUCAGUGAUCUAUGUUUGUGUGAUUUCCUAAACAUAAUUGUGGAUUAUAAAAAAAAAAAAUGUAACAUCAUAAUUACAUUCCUAAUUAGAAUUAGUAUGUUUUUGUAUCUUUAUGCUGUAUUUUAACACUUUGUAUUACUUAGGUUGUUUUGCUUUGGUUAAAAAAUGGCUCAAGUAGAAAAGCGGUCCCAUUCAUAUUAAGACAGUGUACAAAACUGUAAAUAAAAUGUGUACAGUGAAUUGUCUUUUAGACAACUAGAUUUGUCCUUUUAUUUCUCCAUCUCUAUAGAAGGAAUUUGUAUUUCUUAUUGCCAGGCAGUCUCUGUUGUGUCUUAUAGUGUCUUCCACGUGAACAGCAUAAGUUUGGAGCACUAGUUGAUUAUGUUUAUUAUAAUUUUUAAUAAAUUGAAUAGGUAGCAUCAUAUAUAUGGAAUUAAAUUGAUGUGACUAUCUUUGUUUUUUUAUAAAGGAAGGCAUAGUCCUUCAGUCAUAGGUAAAUAAUGUACUCUUAAUGUAUUAAAACACAAGAGAAUUGUUAUCUUGGUGCAUUACCAUUUGAUUGGUAGGAAUGGUAGUUGUAAAACUUGGUUGCUGAAUUGAGAUGUUCUUUUGUAAGUGUCAAAAUGAUAGCAUAGGGAAAGAGUACAGGUGGUGGGGGCAUAUACAUUAAGAAUUUUGUUAGUGUUGCUGUCUAAAUAGAAUGGAAUAAACAGGUACGAAGACUUAUAUUUAUAUUGGUAAAUUGGUGUAGUACGGUUUUAUGUAAAUUUGAAACGUGAUCUACUCUUUGUAGGCAUUUGAAAGCACAUUUGAAAAAUUUUGUAUAUAGUUGUGUAUUUCAGAUGCAGUAAAAUGAAAUGGCUAUUGUAGACAAAAGAAUAAGCUAAACUUCUAGAUAGAAUGAAAAUGAUUAGAUGAGAGGAAAAUUUGUGUUUAAAUAGUCAUUAUGAAUUAAUCAUUUAAGAACAAAAGUUUGACAAAACUCAUAUAAAGUAAACAUAAAAUUAAUAGUAUUGACUUCAUUGAAGAAUUUUAAAACUUCAGUUUAAAGGGUGCCACAGGCUACCAUCUGAGUACUCUCAAUACCACAGACACCUCUUGUUCAGUAUUCUAGAAACACUGAAUCUCUUGUGUUUAUAAUCUCACUAGACUAUAGCUAAUAUCUGCUGCUUAAGCUUGGGUGCUUGGUUAAGUGAUUUAUUGUCUGUGUUGAUAUGUGUAGUUGUGAGCACUUCAAGAGCUUGCUUAUAAGUGAUGGUGGUGUGUUGGCAAUGGGUGGGAUUGGAGUAGUAUAUCUAUUAGAAAUUAAUGCUCUAGUUCCUUAAUUCUAAGAUGCAGUCCAUUUGAAGAAGCAUCAGCUUUCAGGAGUGGAGGAGGAAUAAUGCAUUAAAUGUACACAUUUCUGAAUUUUAAAAAACCUGGUUUAUAACAAGCAUUUGAUUAUCCUUAUCAUUACCAUUUUAGAAUCAUAAUCAGUUUUAUUUUAAGUCUUUUCCCAGUGGGUGGGGAGGAUGAUAAAUUACUGAGUCACUUUUGGCAGAUGCCACAUAAGUAUUACAGUGACUUGCAACUUUUCAUAAUUUCAUUAGCGUCUUUUCUAAAUAUAAGAUUAGACUAUAUGAUUUUUCUAACUUUUUUCUCCCUGUCCAACAGGAUAUUAUAAAUAAAUAUAUUUUCAUAAUAGAGAAUUAAAAUCUUUUAACAGAAGAAUUGUAAUUAAUUGUAGGGUGUGACAUAUUUAACCAAUUUAAUUGUUAAUCCAAUUCUACAGAAGGAUUUGAGACAUACUGUAUAAGAAUUAAGUAAUUACAAUACUUAUGUAAUACUUACUUUGUGCCAGACAGUGUUCUAAGCACUUUACAUGCACUUUAACCUGCACAGUAAUUAUUUGAUGUAGGUGCUGUUAUCCCUAUUUUAUAGAUGAAACAGAAGCAGUGAGGAUGUAAGUCACUGUACAGCUUGUAAAUUGCAAAGUGUGGAUUUCAUUCCAGAGACCCUGUAAAUCACAUCAUACUCUUAAUAGUGUAGAGCCUAUCUUAAAGUCUGUGGUAAAUCACAUCAGAUUGUAGUCAUUUUAUAGGCCAGGCCUUUUACUUACAUUUUAUUUCCUUUGGUAAUGAAAACGUAAAAUAGACAGUCUCCCUAGGCUCACUCUGUUAGCAAUCAACUAAAUUAAUCAUCUGGAGGAGUUUUGAGAAUGUGGAGAAAAAGAUACAGGAGUUCACAGAUACUGUUCAGUUGUAUCAGUUAAGUGGAUAUUUUCAUAUACAACUUUUAAGUGUCUAUAUCCUGUUAUCUUCUAAAAUAAAAGGUAAAAUAAAGCAAAAUUUUCAAGUUGAUAGGAGUAAAGGUUCUUAAAUACCAUAGUUUGCAUUUAAAAGGAUAAUUUUCUAAGGCAGUGUGAUAAUGCGAUGUUUUACAUUUUAAAAUUAAAACAAGUUAAUGACAA
Acinonyx jubatus (cheetah) is the source of this 3876-nucleotide messenger RNA. It is a transcript of the gene EIF4E, whose product is annotated as eukaryotic translation initiation factor 4E. Gene Ontology annotation, molecular function: RNA 7-methylguanosine cap binding; translation initiation factor activity. The transcript has 7 exons. The coding region runs from base 16 to 708 and encodes 230 amino acids. Gene Ontology annotation, cellular component: cytoplasm; eukaryotic translation initiation factor 4F complex. The record is from RefSeq and is a predicted model, not a curated record. Gene Ontology annotation, biological process: translational initiation. Lineage: Eukaryota; Metazoa; Chordata; Mammalia; Carnivora; Felidae.